Messenger RNA from Aspergillus wentii DTO 134E9, 835 nucleotides. RefSeq lists its product as uncharacterized. The transcript has a single exon. The record is from RefSeq and is a predicted model, not a curated record. The coding region runs from base 212 to 691 and encodes 159 amino acids. NCBI's taxonomy places the organism in Eukaryota, Fungi, Ascomycota, Eurotiomycetes, Eurotiales, Aspergillaceae.
CACAAAGUCAAAUCGCUAGCAGGUCCCGGGCACUGUAACCGAUACCAAUUCCCUCCUGAGAGCUGGCCUAUUGAAGCUGUCCAUUGCGAUACCUCGGGGCUCAUAGCGACAUUCCAGUUCCAGAAUAUACGACUACUGGUAACGUAUUCUCGUCGGUCGCACUGUUCUGGUCCUAACAUAUCAUAGUGCUUCCUCCUAUAACGACGUCGGGAUGCCGUUCAUUCCUAUGAGCGAAGCGCCUGGCUGGCCACUGUCAAAAGUGUGGAAGCCAGCCGGUUCUCCUCAACCUGACCUAAACACCGCCAGCAAGGCUAAAAUACUGUUCCAGCUGGGCGGUAUUACCUGGAAGCUUUCGCAGUUGCGUUUCGAUAAAAUCGGGUCACUCUGUAAAGACACUCCAUCUUUCGAAAUCAAGGACUGUUUUUCACGUGGUCACAUGUUACAUGAACGAUAUUCGUUGGAGAUGUCACGGAGACCUUUUGUUUCAGAAACAGAGUUCUAUGACAGCCUUCUUUGUGCGUUCUCGGGGCAGCACGUCUUACAACAACGAUGUUCGCCUCACUAUAUUCGACUUUAUAAUGAAGUUCAACGGGACGACCGACCUGUUUCGAAAGUUGCAAAGGAUGAAAAAGACUAUUUUCGGGACAACGAUUUCAGAAAAACAAUAGCCAAGCUGACGCUCGUGUCCUAAUGGAAAGCACAAUAUACCGACAAUCAACUUAGACUUCGAAAAGAUCUGUUUGUCGCUUCACCCCAGUUAUGGAAGUGGAUUCAACAGUUUGUGCGGGACUGGGGGGACAUGUCUUGAGUCUACACCAGAAAUUUAUGUGUCAAU